ACACGAGUCCUCGUCCCCAACAAGGCCACAAAAAAAUCCCAAUUCCAAAACCCUCUCUCUGUCCCGUCCCAUACCCCCAUCGCCGGCGAUCUCCUCCUUCGCCGCCAAUGGAUCUCUCCGCCGUCCAGGCCGCCCUCUCCGACAAGUCCUACUCCGCCCUCGCCCCCCUCUGCGACGAGCUCCUCCUCCAGGUCGCGGCCAAGGGAGCCAUCACCGACGAAUGGCCCUACUCCGUCCAUCUCCUCGCCCACCUCUACAUCAAUGACCUGAACAGCGCGCGGUUCUUUUGGAAGUCGUUGCCGCAGGAGGUGAAGGACACGCGGCCAGAGCUCGCCGCGGUCUGGAGGAUUGGUCAGUGCCUGUGGAACAGGGAUUAUGCUGGCGUCAACACGGCUGCACAGGGGUUCGAGUGGGGCCCUGACCUCGCUGAUUUCAUCACUGCCUUCCUAGAGAGCUACAGACAGAGGAUAUUCAAGCUGUUGACUUCUGCAUAUUCCACAAUUAGCGUUGCUGAUGUGGCUCAUUUCAUGGGGAUGAGUGAGGAGGAUGUUACAAACUAUGCUGUGCAAAACAGUUGGAGCUUGGAUGCAGCGACUGGGAUGCUUACUGUAAAAAAGCCAAAGGCUCAGACCAACCAGAAGCUUGACUCGAGCAAGCUGCAGCGUUUGACUGAGUGUGUUUUCCACCUUGAGCACUGAUGCUCACUGUCAAUUAUGUCGCAUCCCUGUUGGUUCUCUACUCCACAUUUUAUGAAGCAUGUUUAUCAAUUAUCAUGUGAUAGCUAGAUGCCUGAACGACUGGUUGCUUUUGGCUGACAAGUGAGAUCUCUCAGCGCUGAAUUUGUCUCUGUAAGUGGUUCCUGAUAGCGUGCUAGCGCUUAUUGUGCCUAGUGGUUGUUCGUAUGUCUGGACCUUACUGAACCACUUCGACUUGGUAGGGAAGUCUUGGUUGCACAAAAAUGCUAACAGUUGCUCAUCCCCACGGGCCAACAUAUUUAAAAGUGAACUCUUGACAUUUGUAAAA
This is a messenger RNA of Sorghum bicolor (sorghum), 1023 nucleotides long. RefSeq names its product COP9 signalosome complex subunit 8. Gene Ontology annotation, cellular component: COP9 signalosome. The record is from RefSeq and is a predicted model, not a curated record. The transcript has 5 exons. Lineage: Eukaryota; Viridiplantae; Streptophyta; Magnoliopsida; Poales; Poaceae. Gene Ontology annotation, biological process: protein deneddylation; COP9 signalosome assembly. The coding region runs from base 108 to 698 and encodes 196 amino acids.